GAAAUGAAAUCGGCAACGAGAAGGUAAGAAAGAUGACAAUAGUUGCUCUAAAUGUCUUCUCUUACAAACUCCCCGGUACCUUCGGAGGCACAGUUUUUAACUUUAUUUGUUGAAAAAUCUGCUUAUAGUAGUAUCAAUGACGGUACCAGUGGUAGGUUUUCCAGUUCCAAGUCAACAAUAAUUGCAUUUCUUAUUUUGACCUUGUCAAAUAUCAUCAAUUCAAUAAAAAAAUGAUGGAAAAUGACUGUAUCAAAUAGUCUAAUAAACUGUUCAUCACCCCUACCAUAGAGAAUCACACAAACCAUUCAUCAUGUUUUUACUCAUAUAUCAGCUCCUCUUUCUGUCAUUCUUCAUUAAAAUUCAACUCCUUCUAGCAUCAGCUAAUUGUCCAUCUUCAAUAAACUGCGGAUAUCUCGGACAAAUCUCAUUUCCUUUCACAACCACACAACACCCAAACUGUGGCAUGCUAAUCAUACACGGUUGCGACGACACAGAACCACAGUCCAAAAAAACCAUCCAAAACAACAAAACAUGGUUCGAUAUCACCAAAAUCGAUCCCUACACUAUCACAAUCAAAGAUGACGAUCUCCACGACAUACUGCUGAAAAAAAGUUGCGACAUUCUAAACUACAACUCUAAGUUUACUGUCAACACGCCUUUGGUUUCAUCUCGUUUACAGAAUUACGUAACUGUUUACGGAUGCAACAGCAGCAACACAGUCGAUCUUCAACAGUACUAUUCUGUUUCUAAUUCUACUUCCAUCUGUAGAAACGAGAACAACUUUAGUUUGAAUGGUGUUUCAGAUUCGGAUAUUAAGAGUAAUAAAGCUAUUGUAGUUAUAACUGAUUUUGUUUCUUCGAGUUCGAAUCAUCUCAGAGGAUGUUCGAGGGCUCAGAUUCCAACGAGUUUUGAGGUUAAACGUCUUGAUCCGGAUGGACUUUUUAACUCUUUAAGUGAUGAAAUUGCUAUCAAAUUACAAGUUUCUCAGAAUUGUUCUACUUGUCAUGAUCUUGAUGGAGGUCAAUGCCGUCUUGAUGACUACGGCCAGUUUUAUUGUCAACAAGAUAAUUCUAAAAAGACCCGUCUUAUAGUGGUUGCAGUUGCAUCUUCUGCCGGAGUACUUGUAGUUCUAGCAAUUUUGGGUUGGUUCUUGAGAAGGCGAUUUUUCAACGAUAAAAACCCUCCAUACCAAAUAAUUGAGUUGUUUCUUAAAAACCAUGGUCACCUUGCAGCUAAGAGAUACAGUUAUGCAGAGAUAAAGAAAGCAACAAAUUCAUUCAAAAACAAACUCGGUCAAGGAGGAUAUGGCAGCGUAUACAAAGGAAAAUUACAAGAUGGAAGUCUCGUGGCAGUUAAAGUAUUAAGCGAAUCCAAUGGUAAUGGUGAAGAAUUCAUCAACGAGGUUGCUAGUAUUAGUGUCACUUCUCAUGUUAACAUUGUUAGUUUAUUAGGAUUCUAUCUAGAAGGUUCUAAAAGAGCUUUGAUAUAUGAUUACAUGCCUAAUGGAUCACUUGAGAAGUUCAUAUAUGAAGACAAAGAUCCAUUAAAGCUAAAUCUUCAAUUGAGUUGCAAAACUAUCUACAAUAUUGCAGUUGGAGUAGCUAGAGGAUUAGAGUAUUUGCACAAGGGUUGCAAUACUAAAAUCUUGCAUUUUGAUAUAAAACCUCACAAUAUACUGUUAGAUGAUGAUUUUUGUCCUAAGGUUUCAGAUUUUGGACUUGCAAAAGUAUGUCCAAGAAAAGAUAGUAUUAUAUCUUUAUUGGGCACCAGAGGUACAGCAGGAUACAUUGCUCCUGAAGUGUUCUCUAGAAAUUUCGGUGGUGUAUCUCACAAAUCUGAUGUUUAUAGCUAUGGAAUGAUGGUUUUAGAAAUGGUUGGGGGGAAACAGAAUAACAAUGUCGUUGAAGUUGAACGGUCGAGUGAAAUUUAUUUUCCACACUGGGUUUACAAGCGUCUUGAACUGAAUCAAGAUCCUAGAUUGCGUAGCAUUAAAAGUGAAUUUGAUAAACAAAUUGUUCAAAAGAUGAUUAUAGUAAGCUUAUGGUGCAUCCAAACUGAUCCAUCACAUAGGCCUGCAAUGAGUAAAGUGGUUGAUAUGAUGGAAGGUAGCUUGGAAUCUUUGCAAAUACCACCAAAACCUUGUCUCUUUUCACCUCCCAGGUCUCCCUCAAGAUCAUCAGAUUAUAACACUCAUAGUACAUUUCAGGAUUUGUAUCAUUCAGGCUCACUUCAAACCACUGAUUCUGAACCUCUAAUCAUUCUGCCUCAAGAGAGUUCGUGGGAGACCUCCAUCCCCAGAAGAGAAUGAAACAAUAUUGUUAUCAAAUGCAAAACUCGGACAAAAAAAGUAUGUUAGUUAUAAGAUAUAAAUUAGUUACAUUAGUUAGUUGAGCUAGUUAGUUAAUUAGUUAGAUCAGGUGGUUGUUCUUAGUCAAACUAGUUAGAUUAGUUAAGUUGUUUUUAUUAGCUAUAUAAAUCUUAUACUUCAUGUAAUUAACAAUAUCAUUAUCUCAUUAUUCAAUACAUUUUUCUAUUCUAUUGAAGAUGAAGAAGAUAUUGGAGUUUCUUGAUUGGUGACUUGAGAAAUUUCUUGAAGAGAAAUGUUUAUAUUGGUGAAGGAAUUUUCUAGUGUUAAAAAGAUUUGUUAAUAUCACCAAACAUUCUUUAUAAAGAAGUUUAUCUAUUUUAUGAAUAUGGAAUUGGAUGAACAAUAUAAAACAAUUCGAUCACAAGUAUUGUGAAUGAGUUGCUUUCAAGCACAAAAAAAUUACAUACUACCUACACAAGUUAAUGAAGAACCUAAUACCUUAAUCAAAAGGAAGAGACUUUUGAUCACAGGUCACGAGCAGACAACAACUUAGCCCCUUAGUUCAUUACUAGUCGACCGUGGAGGUUCCUUUUGUAGUCCACAAUUCCUUUUUCAUACUCGGUCUGAGAAAUCUUGAUGCACAAUGCAUCUCCUUUGGCCGUGGGAGAAGGAAGUUGUCUGAUCUGAGUUUCACCUGAUUCAUGUAAUACUUGUGCAAACAAACAAGGUUGAUUCGGAGAAAGCUGUGGCUUCACCGGAGAAGGACGAUCAUGCACUGCCGUGUCAAAUGGCAGAUGUGCUGCAGCAGCAAAACCCAAGCUCUAGCAGUGGGUGCGAAAACUGUGUUCGGCUAAACCUAGGUUUUCACAUAUAUGUACAAACAAGGUUUCUAUGCAAGCCAAUUUUCAGUAUGUGAUCUGCCGUUGCAAAUUUGUUCUUGUUUAAAAGCAUUACAGGCUUGUAAUAUUUUGCUCAGUGAGACAUGCUCAAAAACUAUUUA
Molecule: messenger RNA, 3308 nt
Organism: Vicia villosa (hairy vetch)
Lineage: Eukaryota; Viridiplantae; Streptophyta; Magnoliopsida; Fabales; Fabaceae
Product: LEAF RUST 10 DISEASE-RESISTANCE LOCUS RECEPTOR-LIKE PROTEIN KINASE-like 2.4
Exons: 3
Coding region: 311-2308 (665 amino acids)
Biological process (GO): protein phosphorylation
Molecular function (GO): protein kinase activity; ATP binding
Source: RefSeq, a predicted model, not a curated record